GUUUCGCCUCUCUGCUUUCUACUGUCUCGGCGGGCGUUGAAGCCAGUCAUGAACACCAAGCCCUCGCUGGAUGGGAGCUCUGAGUUUGUGAAGAACGAGGAGGCUCGGGAGAUUCCCCCUAUGAGGAGCUACCUCUGGCUCACCAUGUUCACCUGUUUCUGUCCUGCGUGGCCCAUCAAUAUUGUGGCGCUGGUUUUCUCUGUCCUGGCCCAGAAGAGCUAUACCCACGAGGACUAUGAUGGCUCCAGACGGCUGGGUCGGAAAGCUCUCCACUUGGGGAUCGCCUCGUUUGUCAUCGGUGCUGUCAUCAUCACUGCGUACAUCAUUAUACACUUUACCACGCAUGAGGUGUGACCUCUUGAGGGAAAAGAGGAGAUGGAAGAGGCGAAAAGGUGAAACUGUUAUGGAGAGAUGAGCACCAUGUGGUGGAAAGGAGCUCUGUUUGGCUUCUGUCAUCAGCAGCUUUGGAGGUUUUUAAAAGAUCUGGUGGACCUAAUUUUAAUGUACCAUACAUCCUGACUGAAGUUAUUAUGUAAAUGAUAUUGUAACUACAUUUUCAUAGGCUAUGUGAAUGUAAGGUAAAAAAGGAGCCUUUCCUGUACUAUCAAUGACCAGGGUUUUUUUUUUCUUAACUAAAGGGCUAAAUUAUGAACUGCUAUCAGAUAACAGACAACAUCUGCUUGAUAACAUCAACAGAAAACAUCUUAUUGUUUGAAGAAGCCACUGAUAAUUGUUAACUUGUGUUUGCAAUCUUACUGUACAUGAUGUGAGCUUAAAAAUAUAACAUUAAACGUUUUGUUCAAAAAAAUGGCCAGUUAAACAAAAUGGAAAUUACACAAUAUUCAUAUUUCCUGUCAUGCAGAAUAAAAACGAGUUUAGAAGUGCAGAUGGCAUAGCUUAAACCAAUACCAAAAUCUAUAUUUCAAACAGGGACUCAACUC
Molecule: messenger RNA, 941 nt
Organism: Oreochromis aureus
Lineage: Eukaryota; Metazoa; Chordata; Actinopteri; Cichliformes; Cichlidae
Product: transmembrane protein 233
Exons: 3
Coding region: 49-354 (101 amino acids)
Cellular component (GO): membrane
Source: RefSeq, a predicted model, not a curated record